AAGAGGACGGGUGUUGCAUUCUGUUCUGUCUGCUUUCCUUCCAGGAAACACAUCCUGUAGCUGGAGUAACGUGUUUGUCACCGACCAAGAGAGAGAGAGAGAACUUAUUCCCAAGCACUCCUACUCUCUCAUCCCAGUCCUUCUGAGCUUUUCAGGGAUAAAGCACGCACACGGUCACACGUGAACAUGGGAAACUGGUAGGGAAGAGUAAUCUGAGAUAAGCGAGCGAGUGUGGGAAAGAACGAGAAACACAGACACUGCAUCACGCAGACAUUCCUCAGCAGGGAGACGAGGAGAAAAAAAAACUACCCAGUGCACAUCUGGAAGAGAAAGGGGGAGGAACAGACGGGCAGAGAGCAGCAGAAGAACGGAGCGAGUUAAAGAAAGCGUGCGUGUUUAUGUGAUGGCCUUGGAGGUCCCGCGUCCAGCCCUACGAGCAGCAGCGAGCCCCGACUCCGAGGAAGAGGGUUAGAGACUCCCGUCGCCCCAACGACCCUCAAGACACAAGAAUGAGUGGCGAUGUCCUCUAGCUAGCCUUUCUCAGCAUUCAUGCCGCUCUGCGUUUCUGCAUAGCGUGCACGUGUACCCGUGGACGUUUCAGGUAUUCGGGCGCUCCGACGGGUGUAUGGCCGUGCGCAGGCUGGUGGUGGUGGCGGCCGCAGUGGCCCUGCUUUCUCUGGUGCUCAACAACGUUGCGACGUUCAGCUCCAGCUGGGUGCUGCAGAUGCUGGAGGAGGGACGGCAGCGCAGCGUCGGGCUCUGGAGAAUGUGUGCGAACGUUCACGAGCCCACAGCCUGCCAGAGACUUAGCUGGGGAUCGGAGCUUGCGGGGUAUCAGGAGUCACGCAGCACUGUCAAACUUCAGUUUGACAUGAUGCGGGCAUGUAACCUGAUGGCUACAGUGGCUCUGACCGUGGGUCAGUUAAUCUUCCUGUUUGGGUUACUGAAGAUAAGCCCCAUUACCCAGGAUUCUCAGUGGUGGGAGGAAGCCAUCGCUGCCCUGUUCCAGUUAGCCAGUUUUGUGCUGGUCAUCGGUCUGGUGACGUUCUACAGGAUCGGCCCCAACACCUCCCUGUCCUACGCCUGCUACGUUAACAUCACUGCUUGCUUGUUUGCCACGCUAGCGGCCGCCAUGCUAAUCUGGAAUAUUCUGCAUCGCCGAGACGACUGCAUGUCUCCGUCGGUCAUCGUCAUCAGCCGAUCUCUGACCACACCCUUCAGGCCGCGCCUAGACAAUGACUAUGUGGAGUCGCCAUGCUGACACACAAAAAACAGGGUGGAUAUUUGGACGGACGGACACAAAUGCACAUGGAGAGGAUUUCUAUCAUUUCAUGUCAAACUGAUCUCCUGGACUUUAUGCUUAUGGAUCAUGUGACUGCAAACAGAAUGAAAGAUUUUCAAACUCAUUUAAACACAGAAGCAGGACUGUGGAUUAGAAGAAUAAAACUGACAGAUAAAGAUCAAGCUGGAUCUUGACACGUUUAUAUUCAUAAGUGCACUUAUGAGAAAGUAGAAGCACAUUCGUAUGCACAUGUAUCUGGUAUAGUUCUAUGAAACAUGGAGCUUCAGAUCUUCAGAUUUCAAAAGGAGGCUAGGCAUUGGAUAUUGCUCCCAGGUCAAUUGAAUACAGUCCUUUUCAGGCCCGCAUGGAAUCUGCACUUUGUGUGAAGGGAAAAAAAAUUCUGGAUAGAUUUAAAUUGGGGAAAUUUUACAAAAAUGUCCAAUGUAUGGAAGUCCGUUUCUGCCACUGAAUAAAAAAUAAUAAUGGUUAUUGCGACUUUUUAAUCUUACUAUUCUGACUUUUUUUUCAGAAUUGUAAGAUAUAAACUCGCAAUUGUGAGUGAUAAAGUCAGAAUUGCAAGGUAUAGUCAGAAUUCAGACUUUAUCUCACAAGUCUGAGAAAAAAAGUCACAAUUACCUAUUUUUAUUUUUUAUUCAGAGGUGGAAACGGGCUUCCAAUUACAUUUUACUCUUUUUUUGUGUGAAUGCAUAAAGAAACUGAGUCUAAUUUUAGAAACAUUGCAAUCUUUCGCAUUAUGACAUUGUAUUAUUACAAAUAAGCACAUUUGCCCCCAAAUUCGCAAUAUAAUUUGUCCAGACGCUUUACGUUUGAGCUUUUUUUUUUUUUUUUAAAUGUGCUUAAU
This is a messenger RNA of Labeo rohita (rohu), 2144 nucleotides long. RefSeq names its product transmembrane protein 204 (gene tmem204). NCBI's taxonomy places the organism in Eukaryota, Metazoa, Chordata, Actinopteri, Cypriniformes, Cyprinidae. The transcript is spliced from 3 exons. The record is from RefSeq and is a predicted model, not a curated record. The coding region runs from base 626 to 1261 and encodes 211 amino acids.